AAACAAGAACCAUGUGGCAGAGGGAAUAAGUAUGGUCCCUUCGAGUUCAAGUGAAACAUUUCACGAAAGGAAACCGAAAUCCAGACGGUAACGCGGAUGGUGAGAGUCGGUAACGCAUCAGAAAACAGCAGGUUGAGGUCAAAGCAGCCUGUGAUGUAGAAAUGAAGAUUGAUGAAAAAGUCAUCACCUAUUUUGAAUCCUGCACCUCACAAGUGGACAAAGAAGGUUACCUCUCCAAGAAGGGCGAGAUAAAGACUUCCUAUCAGAAGCGCUGGUGCAUUCUGAAGGGGAACCUCCUCUUCUACAAGGACCGGCCGGCUGACCGGGACGUGACAGGAGUGAUUGUUCUGGAGGGCUGCACCAUCCAGCUGUGCGAGUCCGAGGAGCAGUUCGCCUUUUCGCUGGUGUGGAGCGAGCCGGGACUGCGAACGUACAAGUUUGCUGCCGAGGACCAGGCCAGUCAGGAGAGCUGGAUCAAAGCCCUGCUGUCUGCCAACCACAGCUACCUGGCCCUGCUGGUGAUGGACCUGGAGAAGAAGUACAGAGAUGCAUUAGGGGAGUUCGCCAGUGAACCAGCCAACCCGUUCAUCAUGCCAGAUUUCAGCACGGCAGAAGCGGGAUAUCCUGCAGCCAAUCGGAGCACACUACCUGCAGCGCUACCUUUGUAUCCAGCGGCAGGUGCGGGAGCAGGACCCAGUCUGAGCGCCAAUCAGAUGCUUCAACCUAUUAGCAUUUCGUCCAAGUCAGCCAAUAAGAAAUCGCCCAAACUCUGGCCCAAGAGGAGCGCAAAUGUUGUGCCUGUUAACACUCCCGCUCCGCCUCUGGGGGAGUGGUCAGGGGUCUGUUUAAGCACCAAGGAGGAUUUUAUUAAGUUGCAUGAAGAUUUUGGAAAAGAGGUGAAGGAGCUGAUUGUUGAUUGGUCAAAGAGGGGACAAGGUGAAGAUGUUCAGAAUGAAAACUUAAUUGAUUUUGGAUAAGUGUGAAAUUUAACAGUUUCUUAACCUUAAUUUCAAUAACUGUGGUUGCAUUACAAAGCUACAGUAUUAUAUAUAUAUGAAUUAGAAAUACAACAAUUAUUGUUGAGAUGUAUUUGUGUAUAUUUGUUGUUCAAGAGCAUACUGUUUAUUUUUUACUUAUUAUGCCAUAAAUGAUCUCAUGCUCUAUUGAUCUUCAUUUCUUGAUCUUGAACAGUGAAGUGAUUUUUCAAAGUGAACUUUUAAAAACAGAUCACACGCCAUAUUUUCAAAGACACUAACACCAACUGCAAGAGUGACCGCUAUCUAAUUGAUCUUUAUAUACUCUACAUAGUCCAUCUGGUCUACCUAGAUCUAUUAAAUCAGUCGGCCUGGGUGUCAUUAAAGUAAGGGACAGCACCUGACAAGUUUUACAUUCCAUGAUUGCAGAAAUAAGGAAAGAGAAACUAGUUACAUGAAAUUAGAAAGUUAAAUACAGGCACCUUAAUUCUGGUCUGCAAACAAAGACCUGCAACAUUCAUGUCCGGUUACCCGAAUGA
Molecule: messenger RNA, 1513 nt
Organism: Anoplopoma fimbria (sablefish)
Lineage: Eukaryota; Metazoa; Chordata; Actinopteri; Perciformes; Anoplopomatidae
Product: sesquipedalian-1-like
Exons: 4
Coding region: 162-977 (271 amino acids)
Biological process (GO): receptor recycling; retrograde transport, endosome to Golgi; endosome organization
Cellular component (GO): recycling endosome; trans-Golgi network; early endosome
Source: RefSeq, a predicted model, not a curated record